AUGGUAAUUGAUGCCUUAAAUGGACCUGCAUCCCAGAAAUUAUUAAUUUCACCCAAAGAGACCACACAUAAAGGGUAUGCAUGCACAAUCACUGUUGAGAAUGACUUGCUGAGAACAACCAUAUUGGAGGACUCUAGAUCAACCGUCUUCUCGCGCUCUCAUCCAAGAGAUUGGAUAUUGAAGAUGGUGUCUGACGCAAGCAAGAAGAAGGCCGCACAGAAGAAGGCGGCGGCAGCGGCCAAGAGAGGAGGCAAAGCUGUAGCUGCUUCUUCCAAAAUGACUUCCUCGGAGAAGGCUGCCGACAAUCUCGCCAACGGAAUUGGGGAGAUUCAGAUUUCCGAUCGAACCUGCACCGGCGUCCUCUGCUCUCAUCCUCUUUCGAGGGAUAUCAGGGUGAGUACAGUGUUACUUAUCCAUC
Molecule: messenger RNA, 418 nt
Organism: Sphenostylis stenocarpa
Lineage: Eukaryota; Viridiplantae; Streptophyta; Magnoliopsida; Fabales; Fabaceae
Source: the annotation of a GenBank genome assembly